Messenger RNA from Panicum virgatum (switchgrass), 1815 nucleotides. Its product is annotated as nuclear envelope pore membrane protein POM 121-like. NCBI's taxonomy places the organism in Eukaryota, Viridiplantae, Streptophyta, Magnoliopsida, Poales, Poaceae. The transcript is spliced from 5 exons. Gene Ontology annotation, cellular component: plasma membrane. The record is from RefSeq and is a predicted model, not a curated record. Gene Ontology annotation, biological process: carbohydrate metabolic process. Gene Ontology annotation, molecular function: hydrolase activity, hydrolyzing O-glycosyl compounds. Bases 321 to 1577 code for a protein of 418 amino acids.
CCGGCUUGGUUACGCCUCUGACCUCCCUCCCCUCCCCUAGAGACACACGAGACCUCCUCUGCCGCUGGUGCUGGGAUCCUGACCCGCUCGCGUCGGCUAGCUCCAACAAACACAGGGUGAAGCGAAGAUCACCAGGGGAGGGACGCUUCCUUCGCCACGCAUUCCGAUCGAGCCGGGGGUCUCGUUUUCGUUUCGUCAGGGAGCCUCCAAGGAGACUAGAGCUCGAUCGGAUCGGAGAGGCCAUCGAGCAGCUUCGUUCAACUCGAGUUCGACGAGGGGGCGCUACCGUGCACCACACUUGCAGGCCUUGUCGUCCGAGGAUGCUGAAGAAACGAUGGCAGGGAUGCGUCUUCAUGCUCGCCUUCCUUCUCUGCAACGCGUCAGGCAUAUUGAUCCCCUCAGAAAAUUCUCCGUCAGAGUUCGCCAAGAUCGUUCAGUCUAAACAGACCAACCAUGCUCGCGUGUGCAGAGCGGACCCCGAGCUGCUGCGAUCCCUAGCGGGCAGCGAUGCAGAGCUCAUGCUCACCAUCCCCAACGAGCAGCUGGAGCACAUCGCCGAGUUCCAGGAGGAAGCCGACCUCUGGGUCACCACCUACGUCGCGCGCUUCCUCCCGGCGGCCAGGAUCACGCACGUCCUGGCGGGCGACGACGUGCUGACGAACUCCCCCGGGAACGCCUACUUCCUGGUCCCGGCCAUGCUCAACCUCCGCUCGGCGCUCGCCGCCGCGGGGCUCGACGGCCGGGUCAAGGUGUCUAGCGCGGUGUCCGCGCAGGCGCUGGCCGCCCCGGCGUGGUCAGGCGUCGCCGGCCACGUCCUGCGGUUCCUGAACUCGGCCGGCUCGCCGCUGUUCCUCAAGUCCCGCCCGUCGGAGGCCAGCGACGCCGAGGCCGACGCCGCGUACGCCGCGAUGCGCGCGCUGGCGACGGGGACGUUCUGCGUGGCGCUGCAGAGCGCGGACCCGGCGGCGCUGCAGGCCGGGCUCAACUGGGCGUGCGGGCCUGGCCACGCCGACUGCUCCGCCAUCCAGCCCGGCGGGCCCUGCUACCAGCAGAACAACCUGCCGGCGCUCGCCUCCUACGCCUACAACGACUACUACCUGAAGAUGUCCAGCACCGGCGCCACCUGCUCGUUCAACGGCACCGCCACCACCACCACCAACGAUCCCAGCUCAGGAUCUUGCGUUUUCGCGGGAAGCUCCACGGCGGGAGGCUCCAACUCGAGCGCGCCGGUGGGCGCGAGCCCGCCGACCAGCCUCUCCCCUCCGACGGGCUUCACACCGCCGGUCGGCUCCAGCCCCCCGUCGUCCGACUUCAGCCCCCCGGCGGUCGGCACGACCCCUCCCUUCGGCUUCGCCCCGCCUGCUGGCGGCGGCUUCGAGCCCCCGGCCGGCGGUUUCGGCACCCCGCCGUCGGGGUUCGGCCCGCCGGGCUCCUUCAACGGCAGCGGGUCGUUUGGCCCGAGCGGCACGCUCAACCCUUAUGGCGGGUGCCGUGGCGCCAUGUCCGGCGGCGCCGGCUUGACUGCUCUGCUCGCCGUCGCCGUCGCCGUUCUUCUCGUGUCCAUGGACGCGACGUGAAUUAUCGAUGCAGAUAUCUGGAUUAGCUCUUGACACUAGAGAGGUCGUAUCACCGGUAGUGAUUAUGCAGCGAUUUAGUCGCGUCCUACGUUCUUCAUCAUUCAGGUCAGGCCGGACCUGUGUAUUUAGGCGUCGUGUAUAUGUCAGUAUGCGAUGAGAGUUGUGGCAGUCAUGAUGUUCGAGUCCCUGGCACAGUAAUUUCUUUCUAUACGACACAAGGAUACGGUGAAUUUUUACA